This is a messenger RNA of Ceraceosorus bombacis, 2046 nucleotides long. NCBI's taxonomy places the organism in Eukaryota, Fungi, Basidiomycota, Exobasidiomycetes, Ceraceosorales, Ceraceosoraceae. The record is from the annotation of a GenBank genome assembly.
AUGCACGACUUUACUUCGCAUGUGCUCCAAAGGUACUGGGAGGUGGUUGGAUGGAAUCCCUACAACUCGUAUUUGCAUCUCACUUCUACCUCUUCAGCGGUAUUGGAUUUUCCGCUGCCUUCAGGGCUCAAUUUUGCAAUCAGUGCUUCGCCCAGCCCGCCUUUCUUCACUACCUAUCGUCUGCGAGCGUUGCCCCAACUGGAAGGUUCCUUGGGCUACAUUUUUGCUUCGACCGAUGAAGAGGCACCUGCACUCGAUGUCGGCAGCAGCAGAACAAUCUCUAUCAAGCGCAUGGCGCACCGCUUUAGGGUGUUGGACGCCCCUAGAGCACCUACAGCUAAAGAAGAGAUCUGGCAGGGAGGUGUGCGCGUCGAUACUCGAGGUGAGCACGGGUUUUUUGUCAAGAUGCGAGGGGCGAGCACUGAUGUAGCCUAAUCUGCACCUCACGCUCACACACAUGCAUCUUCAAAUCGCCCCAGACUAUCUGCUUUAUGGCUCUAUGCAUGUGCCUUCGGCUCGAGUCGAUGCGCUGUACACUACCAGGAUCUCCCCUGAGAUGACUUUCUUACUUACUGGGCGCUCGUAUCCCUCUCGGACAUUCCUACAGAGCAGCGAGAAAGCAGCCCAAGCAAUCGCUGGCGAUGCUGCCCAAGCGAGUCUCUCCCGAGACAAGACUGCCGGAAGAAUGAAUGUUCAGCUCAUGCUGCAGAGAGAUACCGGAAAGUGGUUCACUGAAUACUCUUACAGUGCCUUCGAUGCCCUCUGGGGAUUCAGAGUGCUCCACAAUUUUGGCACUUCCAGCAGCAGCGCAAGUAUCAGCGAGUCCAGUAUGCCCUCGGAGUCCAACGGGCUACAUACCGAGGCGGUGGUGUCCAAGCGUGGCGUUGAAGAUGAUCGGGAAGGCGAAAGCGGUGUGGGCGGUGGACUCAAAGGCCGCUUCUCAGCUGGGGCAGAAAUGUUCUUUAGCGCUCGCGAAAAGAGCGCCGGGAGUGAGUACAUAUGAGCCUGGGCAGGAACGUAACCAUUGCUGCAGCGUUGAAACAUGCCCGUCUUUGGCAGUCUCUACCGGAGUGCGCUUUACGACCCUCCCAGAGCCACCUGCUUCACAGGCGAAUGGGGGUUCGGAUCAAGUCCCGCAACCCCCAACGACACUCACGGCUACUCUCAACCCCAUGAUGGGCCAUUUGUCCACUGCGUAUGCAGCAAGAAUGACGCGGGACAUUGUAGCUUGUUCGCGGUGCGUUUCUUGGCUUGGUGUGGCAGGCACCUGAUGCUGAUGUGACCUAACGUUUACUCAGGUACGACUUCAACGUGUACAGCUACGACUCCGAGCUCACCGUCGGCUUUGAGUACUGGCUUCGAGCUGCGCGACAAGCUCACCAACCAGCAACAGCAUCGCCGUUGACCAAUAGCAUGUCUGAAACCGCCCAAAGGAUCAAGCAGGCCGCAUCAGACGUCAUCGGCAGCGUCAGCGACUCAGUAAAAGCAGUCAACUCGUCGCGCGAAGACUUGCCUGCCGAGCAGCAUCGGACGCGGCCAGACAAGGUGCUCUCACCCAACACACGAGACCUGUCAUUACGAGAGAGCGCUGGGCCCCAGUCUGACAGAGGGCUCGGAACGGGACAUCUGCCCUCUUUGCAAAAAGAGCGCCCCCAACCAAAUUUGCGCGAACACGAGCCACCGACGUCAGUAUCCUCUCCAACGUGGCCAAGUCCGGUAUCAUCUGAAAUGACGACCGAAGAGUCAAGCAGCUCUACCAGAGACGCUGGUCUGCCCACAAAGAGCGGGACCGUUGCGCCGCUCUUGGCAUUGAUCAAAGCGCGUAUAUCCACGUCCGGUGUCCUCUCACUCUUGUGGGAGGGGCGAAUGCGAAAUACUCUCCUCUCCUUUGGUAUUCGAGCCGACGUCUCCCCCAGCGCUUUGGCAUCCAAUGAGAGUCGAAACCACGGAAAUGCUCUUCGUAGCAUUGGCAUGGAGAUCACAUACUUUGCCACUGGCGAAGAAGCUAGACUUGAGCAGGAAAGGCGGAAUAGACGUCAGCAAUAG